Molecule: messenger RNA, 606 nt
Organism: Leptosia nina
Lineage: Eukaryota; Metazoa; Arthropoda; Insecta; Lepidoptera; Pieridae
Source: the annotation of a GenBank genome assembly
AUGAGAGCAUCAAAAUGUUCCCAGGACGACCGAAGCAGCCCUUUCGGUAAGUCAAGUGAUGGUACAAGACAAUGCAGCCCAGCUGCCGAAACCGCGCCAAAAACACCAGUUCCAUAUAACAAAAGGAGUACGCCGGCAUGUGGUUCAGGCUGCGCGGGCGCAGACAGGCGAGAGGUUCGGUACCAAAUGGCACAUUUAUAUCGUUCAUUACAGAACCUCGGAGGUGAGAGAUGUUGGCGCUGUCGCCUCUACAGGGGGUCAAAUAGGGUUGACUCCGAACAAAAGAGUUAUUUAUAUAGAAGUAUUAGACCAGUUCAGUUAACAGACUUUAAAACCAGCUGUUUGGAGAUGCACCAGCCCUGCAGAUGCAGCGGGGGUCCACCGCAGCGCGUUGAUUUGUGCGCGAUCUCCCGCCGACUGUAUUUGUACACGCGCCCACGCCCAGCGACAUCCACCACUCCUGUCAAUCCAGCUUCUCUGUCGGGACCUGAACCAGCUUACUUGUUUACUACCAACACGCAACCACGAUACACCAGAUCUGAAGAUAAGGAGACGAACCGAUCGCUGAUUGCGGUGGGUUGGAAUUUAAGACUGCAAUUAAAUUAA